AUGGGCAGGUCCUUUAGAGAACAGGUUAGUGAAGAAGCACAUACUUCAGAUACUAUCAAUGAUCACAUUAUGAAUCUAAUUGAUCUUGUCCGAGAGUAUACUCUUGGUUGUAGUAACUUGAAUUGGAACCGUAACAAGAAAGAUGUUAGUUAUCAAUUGGAAGAUGCAGAAAAAGAUUUAGAUGAAUACUUUGAUUUUUGGAAUCCACUUGCCUUUGGACAAUACAAAAAACUUAAUUACAGAGCUACUAGAAAUUUGGUACAUUUAGAAUUGGCAUCAGUUAGAUAUGAAAAAAUUCCUACAAAUGAGGAAAAUGUUAUAAGACUUAUAAAUGAUAGAUGGAUAUUGAUUGACUUUGAGGAAGUUGCUAAAAUUGGAGAAUUAAGACUUGCAUUAAAUAUUGCAGCUCCAGAAUAUAUGGAUGGAGAAGAUUUAUGCUAA
This is a messenger RNA of Funneliformis geosporum, 441 nucleotides long. The record is from the annotation of a GenBank genome assembly. Lineage: Eukaryota; Fungi; Glomeromycota; Glomeromycetes; Glomerales; Glomeraceae.